GGCGGUGGUUUGCAAACCAACGAUUAUUGUCUUCUCGUGUAGUGAAUCAUUCCGCAUCGUCGCUGUUUUCUAUAUCUCACUCUUCUGUAUCUGCUAUCAUUUUUCAAUAAUGCCUUGUGCCAACGAAAUGUUUGUCAAUUCCAAAGCUCGGACAUGGACAUGCUCCUCUACUAUCGAUGUCGAAAUCGAUAAGUUCCACCGCAGCCUGCCAGGCUAUUCACAGACCCCUCUUCUUGACUGUAGCUCAAUUGCAGCAGAGUUAGGCUUGAAGAACGUCUUUCUCAAAGAUGAAUCAGCCCGUAUGGGCCUUCCGGCGUUUAAAAUCCUAGGCGCAUCUUGGGCAACAUACAAGGCCAUUACAAAGCUACUUCAGCUUCCGCCAACGGUCAAUAUCCAAAUCGUCAUGGAUGGUAUUGCUCGGACACAUCAAGGCUUGACUCUCUUUGCAGCAACUGAGGGAAAUCAUGGUCGGGCAGUGGCUAAAAUGGCAACGCUGCUGGGAAUAGAAUCACAAAUCUUUGUUCCCCAGUAUCUGAACAAGUCGACGCGCAAUUUGAUUGAGAAGGAGGGGGCCUGCGUAGUGGAAGUUCUAGGAGACUAUAACGAGGCUGUUAUCAGGGCAAAAACCACUGCACAUGUGCUUGGAAUCAAUGGGUUGUUGAUCCAGGAUACUGCAUUUGACGGCUAUGAAGAUAUCCCGCAGUGGAUCGUAGAUGGUUAUUCGACAAUGAUGCACGAAGCCGACUCGCAGAUCUACAACAUCACACAAGCUCGACCAGAUGUUAUCGUGGUGCCUGUUGGCGUUGGUUCUCUAGCUCAAUCGGUCGUUACCCACUGCAAGUCACAAGGCCAGUCUUGCACCAUUAUAACAGUCGAGCCAGAAUCAGCAAAUUGUCUACAGAUGAGCCUGAAGUCUGGCAAAUUAACCUCGGUCUCGACUAAAGAUACGAUCAUGUGUGGUCUGAACUGUGGCACUGUGUCUUCAAUCGCUUGGCCUAUCCUUCAUAAAGGGGUCGAUGUGAGCGUUUGCGUCGCAGAUGUUGAAGUUCAUGAGUCUCUUAUCCAGCUUAAAGAAUGUCAAGCAGUGAUAGGGCCAUGUGCCUCAGCUACUUUGGCGGCAUUGAAGAAAGUAGUCGAAGGGUCCACAGUGCCUGGAUUGGACAAGGACGCCGUCGUGUUGCUUCUUGGUACAGAGGGUAUGCGAGACUACGAAGUUCCAACUCACUGAAAAUUAUUAAAUCAAAUGCUUGAUUACUACCAAGCCUCUCUCUCCUCGUUAGCCGGGGAUUUACAUGUCUAUAAUUCUAGAGGUGAUAGCCAAAUUGAAAGCAGGGGGCUUAUACGAAUGUCAAGAUUAUAAUUUUGAUCCACGUACGCAAGCGCUACAUAAAUAGAUUAUCGUAUUAAGAAAGCGAAUUUAAUAUCAAUACAUCAUUAAG
Messenger RNA from Pseudogymnoascus destructans, 1439 nucleotides. RefSeq lists its product as uncharacterized. The coding region runs from base 110 to 1228 and encodes 372 amino acids. The record is from RefSeq and is a predicted model, not a curated record. NCBI's taxonomy places the organism in Eukaryota, Fungi, Ascomycota, Leotiomycetes, Thelebolales, Thelebolaceae. The transcript has 2 exons.